Messenger RNA from Sordaria macrospora k-hell, 1200 nucleotides. RefSeq lists its product as uncharacterized. The record is from RefSeq and is a predicted model, not a curated record. NCBI's taxonomy places the organism in Eukaryota, Fungi, Ascomycota, Sordariomycetes, Sordariales, Sordariaceae.
AUGUCAUAUCCAUUCUGGCAUACCGUACCCUCUCCAGAGGAUCCAAGGCCAUUCAUGAACUUGAGACUCCCACCGAAGCUUUGGCAUGUUCAGCAUGACCAAUCCCAGUCGAUCAAUCUCACGGAAGGUGGUUUCCAAGCUCGGAAUCCCUACCUUGACAUUCGUACCUUCCUUGCGUUGAAGACCGAGGCCACCAGACAUUUCAUCUGGAAAACCCGGGACUGGGAUUCCUGUUUCCUGUCGACCUUUGACGAUCAAAGCCACGCAGAAAACUGGGCUCGAAAAAUGAUGCGUCUGAAGAAGGAGCCCAUCGUUAUUUAUGAGUUGGACACCUCCAAGCUACCACCCGGCAGCACAGUCUUGCAGGCCCCGCCGCUGUGUUUAUUGCUGGGCAUAGAUCACCCUUGGAUGCAGCACGAAUGGCUUUUCCAUCAGCAGAUUCCAGCUAGCUGCAUCGCAAGACGAUACUGCCCGUGGAAAAACUAUGAGCGCAUCUUCCAAUCGCCAUCACAUCUUAUAGGCUUUUCUGAGAUUCUCGCUGGUUCUGAAUGGCAUCCCUUACGCAAUAACGGUGUGCUUAGGCCGCGUAUUCCGGCAAGGACCAAGAAAGACCAGAACGACCUGGACGACCUAAUCGACAGGAUGAACGGGCUAGACCUCAGGAGAGGUGCCGGAACAUCGACUGGCAAUACACCCAGGGCCAUUGGAUCAGUACAUGAGGUCGUAGAUAUCGAACCGACCCACGAUUCGGUCGAAGGCAGUGAUUCAGCGCACGAGAGGGAUGUCGUUUCUGAACCGAUCCCUGACAAACCAAACGACAGUAAUCCAGUAAAGGAAGAGGACAGCGACGCCAGACCGACAGACGAUGCGCCGAAGACCAAUGACGCGGCAACAGACAUCAGUCUUACACCGACCCUCGAUACAUCCAAUGUCACAAAUUCGGUAGAGGAGGUCGUCACGGACACUCUACUGAGCGGCAAAACCGCCGUUGCUGAUGAUGCAGUACAACAAGAAGAGGUCGUCGACCUCAUCCCGAAGGACGACUUAACCAAGGAUGCUCCUACCGCUACCAGUGUCGUGCAAAAUGUGAUUAUGUGGGAGGUCAACAAGGAAGUUCUCAAGGAGGUGCUGGAGGCCAAAUCGGGGUUCUCGUUGACGGUGCAACUCGAAGUCCGGGUUGCAGAUGAGGUUCAAGGUUGA